AUGCGCGGAGCUGGAACCCACGCCGCCAUCCAGAAGGACUUCCAGUUCAAGCUGCCUCCGCGCAAGCAGCCUGUCUCACAACGCCAGACGAGUCCUUCCCGCGUCGACGACCAGCCAGCGGCGGUUCCAAGCCGUAUCACGCCCCCCGCCACCACCACCACCUCGACGCGCAGGAGCCCUCGCAAGUCGGUAGCACCAUCACGCCCCUCUGCCCGACCCAGCAUCGGCGCAACGCGAGAAGACGAUACCCUAGCAUCGCUCGCAUCCUCGCCUUCCGACGACUCGAUCGCCUCGCGACGCUCGCAGCGCCAUCCCAUCAGCAGCACUCCCGCCGCAUCCCGCCGCGUCUCUACCGCAUCCCAACCGGGCCAGGUCCGCGGCCGCCAGAGCAAGGGCAAGCAGCGCGACGACAUCCUCGAGGAAAUCGGCUCGCAGGCCUCCUCUGACGAAGAAGACGAUGCAGAGCGAGACGAGAGCCUGCUUGCGCCCGAUGCCUCCUUCCCGCUGGAAACCCAGGCGGGAGCCUCGGGCAUCGUGCCGGACCUGUCGCUGCCCGUCAUCCCCUCGUCGCCGCCGCUGCCGAGCUCGUCGAGGCUAGAUGCAUCCGUACAUCGGCACACCGACACCAGCCGCGGCGCGGCGCUCGACGAUACGCUGGUUCAGCUCGACGCCGAUGAGAGCGUCGUGCCGCAGGUUGAGAGCUUCGCCGCCGACUCGCCCGCGGCCAAGGCGGCGCAGCGGGGUGCCGACACGCGCAAGAGGAGGCGGCAACCCAGCCCCGGUGCCGAGACUGGGCCGGGCCGCCCAGGCCCCGCCAGCAAGAAGGCCAAGGCUGCGUCAUCGGCCACGGCGGCUCAGAAGGCGGCAAAGGCAAAGGGCAAGGGCAAUGCUCCCGCCGCCGCCGCGCAGAGGCAGCGGGUCCUGUUCCAAGAGCCGACCGAGGCCGAGCUGUCCGACGACCUCGACGCGGAUGCCACGCUGCGCGAGGGCGAGGCACGACGACGUGCGGGACGGCCGCCGGGCGCCACGGGAGCAAUGUCCAAGCCGCAGCGCAAGCAAUUCCAGCAACGGCUGCGGCGCGCCCUGUCGCUCGUGCUGCCCAACUCGUCGACGCUGCUGCUGGGUGACGCGGGCGGCGCGGCCGACGUGUCUGGCGAGGCGGAUCGGCGCGGGCGCAAGUCGCGCAAGCUGCUCAACGACAUCGACGUCAUCUGGGCCACGCUCGACGAGGAGCUCAAGUCGACGAUCGCGUCGCAGCCGUCCAAGUCGGUCGUGUCGGCGCUCAAGGCGCUGCGGAGGUCGGUCAAGGCGCGGUGUGCGGGCCUGUCGGAGAAGACGGACCACCGUACCCAGCUCGUCUUGGAUCUGACGAGGGCGAGGAAGAGGAAGAAGGAGGUGCGGCGGCUCGUCCUCGAGACUAGGAGGGAGGUUCAUCGGUCGGUGCUCGAGGAGGGCGAGAGGAGGGACGAGGUCAGAGUGUGGCAGAAUGAGAAGCAGGACGUGGACAAAAUCACCUCGUUCCUCGACGACAUCCGAACGGCCGCAAGGACGUGGACAUGA
Messenger RNA from Pseudozyma flocculosa PF-1, 1560 nucleotides. RefSeq lists its product as uncharacterized. The transcript has 2 exons. The coding region runs from base 1 to 1560 and encodes 519 amino acids. The record is from RefSeq and is a predicted model, not a curated record. NCBI's taxonomy places the organism in Eukaryota, Fungi, Basidiomycota, Ustilaginomycetes, Ustilaginales, Ustilaginaceae.